AUGAUCAUACUAAUGCUGAAUAAAACAGACCUGGCCCCAGCAUCAUUCAUUCUGAAUGGAGUCCCAGGCCUGGAGGACAUGCAUGUCUGGAUUUCCUUUCCAUUCUGCUCUAUGUAUGUUGUGGCUAUGGUGGGGAACUGUGGACUCCUCUACCUCAUCUGCUAUGAAGACUCCCUGCACAGGCCCAUGUACUACUUCUUGGCCAUGCUUUCCUUCACUGACCUUGUCAUGUGCUCUAGUGCAAUCCCUAAAGCCCUCAGCAUCUUCUGGUUCCACCUCAAGGAAAUCAGCUUUGAUGAAUGCCUGGCCCAGAUGUUCUUCGUCCACACCUUCACAGGGAUGGAGUCUGGGGUUCUCAUGCUUAUGGCCCUGGACCGCUACGUGGCCAUCUGCUACCCUCUGCGCUACUCAAUUAUCCUCACCAACCCUGUUAUUGCAAAGGCUGGGCUGGCCACCUUCCUGAGAGGGGUUUUGCUCAUCAUUCCCUUCACUUUCCUCACCAAACACCUGCCCUACUGCAGAGGCAAUAUAAUUUUACAUACCUACUGUGACCACAUGUCUGUGGCCAAAUUAUCCUGUGGCAAUGUCAAGGUCAAUGCUGUCUAUGGCCUGAUGGUUGCCCUCUUGAUUGGGGGCUUUGACAUCUUGUGCAUCACAGUCUCCUACACCAUGAUCCUCCGGGCAGUGGUCAGCCUCUCAUCAUCAGAUGCUCGGCAGAAGGCCUUCAGCACCUGCACUGCCCACAUCUGUGCUAUUUUUUUCUCCUACAGUCCAGCUUUCUUCUCUUUCUUUUCCCACCGCUUUGGGGACUACAUUAUCCCUCCAUCUUGCCACAUCAUUAUGGCCAAUAUUUAUCUGCUCCUGCCUCCCACUAUGAAACCUGUUGUCUACGGGGUGAAAACCAAGCAGAUACGAGACUGUGUCCUAAGGAUCCUUUCAGGUUCUAAGGACACCAAAUCCCACAGCAUAUGA
Molecule: messenger RNA, 972 nt
Organism: Choloepus didactylus (southern two-toed sloth)
Lineage: Eukaryota; Metazoa; Chordata; Mammalia; Pilosa; Megalonychidae
Product: olfactory receptor 52N4-like
Exons: 1
Coding region: 1-972 (323 amino acids)
Biological process (GO): G protein-coupled receptor signaling pathway
Cellular component (GO): membrane
Molecular function (GO): G protein-coupled receptor activity; olfactory receptor activity
Source: RefSeq, a predicted model, not a curated record